This is a messenger RNA of Oncorhynchus nerka (sockeye salmon), 1081 nucleotides long. Its product is annotated as INO80 complex subunit E-like. The record is from RefSeq and is a predicted model, not a curated record. Gene Ontology annotation, cellular component: nucleus; Ino80 complex. Lineage: Eukaryota; Metazoa; Chordata; Actinopteri; Salmoniformes; Salmonidae. The transcript is spliced from 7 exons. Gene Ontology annotation, biological process: chromatin remodeling. Bases 174 to 689 code for a protein of 171 amino acids.
CCAAAUCCUAACGAAGAAGAAGAACAGACGUAAACAAAGAGCAUGUCGUACAUAUUCAUUCAAACGAGAGCAGGUCCACUGACGGUUCAACCACAGCGUCAGAAAUGCCGAUAUGGAGGUGGACUACAAGCAGAACUACACAAAUCUCAAACGCAAAUUGAAAUUCAUGGUUUAUGAGCAGGAGUGUUUUCAGGAAGAGCUCAGAAGAUCCCAGAAGAAGCUGCUCAGAGUGUCCAGAGAUAAAAGGUGGGUGGUUUCUGUUGGACCGAUUGUUACAAUACGAGCGGGUGGACGAGGACUCCUCAGAUUCUGAUGCCACAGCCUCUUCUGAGAACAGUGAAGGAGAGGGCACCAGGGAGAGAGACGGAGGAAAGAAGAGAAGAAGUAGCCCAGGUGUAGGCCUUCCUUCAUCCUCCCAUCUCUCUCUCUUCUCUCGUUCUGGAGUGAACCCUCUCAAGUCGUCCGUCAGUACCCCCUACCUCAACACAGUGGUGGCCCCUUUAGCAGCCAACUUCCCAGCGGGCCCGACUGCCCCUCCCACAUCCAGCGCCUCGUUCAACUGGGUGCCCAGGCAGAUGCUGAGUGGAGACGCGGCAGAGGGAGAGAGCGACGGAGACUCAGACAGAGGAGACGACAACAGGGGGGAAGGAGAAGAGGCUGACCUUGUCAUCGAUAUCCCCAACGAGUGAAAUGUGUGUGUGUAAAGGAUUGUUUGAAAGAGUGUGUAAGACCAUAAUGUGAGUCUGUGGAUUCAACCCCUCCCACUGUCAAAUGCUUCGCCAAGCUCCCCCCAGUGGACCUUCAGGUUACUGCAACAAUAUCUCUCUCUAAGCAAUGUGACCUGUCAUAAUAAUGUCACUAAUUGGCUCCUUUAAUGUCAUUUUACUGCCUUCUACUGUUAUACAAGUCAUGGAAGAACUGGUAUUGACGGCAUGGACAGCUACAGGACUGCAUACAUGUAGCACCUACCUUUUUAUGGGAAACUGUCAAAUAAUACAUUUUCUGUUGGAGAUAAUGGAGACGUUAUGUUUUCUACCAAUGACUUAAAAAAAUUAAAUUGCAUUAAAGUGGUAACAUUUCA